AUGGCGCGGCGCAAGACGAAGGAGAGCAAACGGAGGGCGGCGCAGGCGGGGAAGGAGGAGGAGGCGGCGGCGCAGAUGGCCCCCGACGAGAAGGUUCCGCGGACCAUGAUGUUCGCGCGCGGGAAGGUCAAUAUUCUCCUCAAGCGCCUCGUGCAGGACAUGCGGAAAAUGCUGCUGCCCUUCACCGCGCUCAAACUCAAGGUCCGCUGUCGCGCGAACGCGCGCUCUUCCCGCUUCUCCCGCUUAUGCCCCCUCUCCCCCCACUCCCUCUCCCCCCACUCCCUCUUCCCCCACUCCCCCUUCCCCCUCUCCCCCGUCUCCCCCGAAUCGAGAAAAAACAACCUCAAGGACUUCCUCCACGUGGCAGGCCCGCUGGGCGUGACUCACUUCCUCAUGCUCUCCAAGUCUGACGUGUCACCCUACCUGCGCGUCGCGCGCACGCCACGUGGACCCACGCUCACCUUCCGCAUCCUGGACUACUCCCUUGCUGCUGAUGUAGCGAAAUCCCAGAGGCGCCCCUACGUGCCAGCUGGCGUGUUCGAGGCCCCACCUCUGGUGGUGAUGAAUGGCAUGGGAGCAAGCGGCAAAGGCACGGAGCAUCUGAAGCUCAUGACCAUCAUGUUCCAGAACAUGUUUCCUCCCAUCAACGUGUCCACUGUGAAACUGUCUGAUUGUCGGCGGGUGCUCCUUCUCAACCAUGACCCUGCCAGUGGCACCAUUGACAUGCGUCAUUAUGCCAUCACUGCGCGCCCUGUGGGGGUGUCGAAGCCGCUGCGCAAUCUGGUGCACCACCACGCGCUGCCCAACCUCAGCCACUUGUCCGACAUUAGUGAACUCGUUACUAGGCCGGCAGCUUACCCAUCAGACAGCGAGGCGGAUGAGGGCAGCAGGGUGCAGGCGCCCCAGGACAUGGGGCGGGGCGUGCGGGCGGCACAGCAGAGCCAGGUGAAGCUGCACGAGCUGGGGCCACGUGUCACUCUGCUACUGGUCAAGGUGGAGGAGGGGCUGUCCAACGGUGCUGUCAUGUACCACCGAUUCGUUGAAAAGACAGCCGAGGAGGAGGCGGAGUUGCAGCGAAGGGCUGAGGAGCGGCAGAGGGAGAAGAAGAGGCGGAAAGAGGAGCAGGAGGCAAACGUGCGGAGGAAGAAAAUGCUCAAGGCAUCCAAGGGCAAGGCGGAGGACAGCGAUGGGGAGGAAGAGGAAGGGAAGGCGGUGGGGGCGAGGGAGGGCGAGGGGGAGGAGGAGGAGGAGGAGGAUGACGUGGACUGGUACCGCAAGGAGGUUGGGGAGGAGCCCGAUGACAGUGAGUGA
Molecule: messenger RNA, 1311 nt
Organism: Closterium sp. NIES-65
Lineage: Eukaryota; Viridiplantae; Streptophyta; Zygnematophyceae; Desmidiales; Closteriaceae
Source: the annotation of a GenBank genome assembly